Molecule: messenger RNA, 1292 nt
Organism: Rhagoletis zephyria (snowberry fruit fly)
Lineage: Eukaryota; Metazoa; Arthropoda; Insecta; Diptera; Tephritidae
Product: serine/threonine-protein kinase 16
Biological process (GO): protein phosphorylation
Cellular component (GO): Golgi apparatus; cytoplasm
Molecular function (GO): protein serine/threonine kinase activity; ATP binding
Source: RefSeq, a predicted model, not a curated record
GACAGCCAGCUGAUUGUUGACCAACGAAAAUCAUCACCAAACUUCGCUUGCAACAACUCCCAGCUACUUAUCUAACCUACCCAGCCCACGAUGAAUAGCUUAGGAUGGAUGUUAAUAAUGAAAAAAGGUUGUCUAUUCUGCUCCAAAGAGACGGUUACCAUCAGAGGAACUAAAUACAUUAUACGUGAUCGGCUGGCAGAGGGUGGAUUCAGCUUAAUAAACCUGGCGGAAAAUUCUAUAACGCACAAGCUGUAUGCGGUGAAACGUAUAACUUGUCACAGCAUCGAUGACCAAAAUAUAGCCGUGCGAGAAAUCGAAAACUGUCACCGUAUUGAUUCAGAGAAUGUAAUCAAAGUAAUAGACUACGAGCUGAAAGGAUCAGCGGAUAUUGUCAUUAAUACAACGAGCGACCUGUACAUUGUACUGCCAUACUAUAAGAAUGGUUCAUUGGCAGAUCAUUUGCAAAUGCGUGCACGUAAAGACGAUCACAUGUCCGAACCUCAAGUUCUCCAGGUUUUCCUUGGUAUAUGCAACGGUUUAAGGGCGAUACAUGAAACUAAACCAGUACCGCUUGCACAUCGUGACCUUAAAACUGCAAAUAUUUGUUUGUCCGACACUUUUGAACCGAUAAUUGUAGAUCUAGGCUCUAUGACAGAGGCGCGUUUGCAAAUCUGUGGGCAGAAUGAAGCACAGCGGCUGCAAGAUGAAGCUGAGGAACGCAGUUCGAUUGUGUAUCGUGCGCCUGAAUUGUUCUCCGUGAAGUCGUAUUCUACUGUAGAUGAACGUACAGAUAUUUGGUCUCUUGGUUGCGUACUGUAUGCAAUGUGCUUUUUUCACUGUCCGUUUGAUUCGGUGUACGAAAAAGGUGAUAGCGUUGCUUUAGCUGUUCUGAGUGGUAACAUCAACAUUCCUGAAAGUUCCGUAUAUUCGGAAGAUAUGCAUGAUUUGAUUAAAUAUAUGCUUCGGAUGGAUCCGAUGGAGCGCCCAUUUAUAUACAGUGUGAUUGAGAAGACCCAAGAUUUAAUACAUAAGUUGGAUGGACGUGUUUAGCAACUCAUAGAGAGUGACAUUUGUUGAGAUUUUUUACACCUCAUAUGCAAUUACGAAAAUUUAGCAAAAAUUUUGCAUUUUUUGUUUUGUAAUUAUGACAACUAAACUUGCAUAUCGCACAUCAUCUUUAAAAGAGGCACAACUCAGAAAUCAGAUCCGAAAAUAUAGCUACUUGAGGAUCUUACAGAUUCAACACAUUAACAGAUAUGACAGUAGUUUUCAAAUGAAAGAAUACAAUCAAU